Culex quinquefasciatus (southern house mosquito) is the source of this 6937-nucleotide messenger RNA. RefSeq names its product small conductance calcium-activated potassium channel protein (gene SK). The record is from RefSeq and is a predicted model, not a curated record. Gene Ontology annotation, cellular component: plasma membrane; neuron projection; neuronal cell body. Gene Ontology annotation, biological process: potassium ion transmembrane transport. Gene Ontology annotation, molecular function: calmodulin binding; small conductance calcium-activated potassium channel activity. The coding region runs from base 3796 to 5598 and encodes 600 amino acids. The transcript is spliced from 16 exons. NCBI's taxonomy places the organism in Eukaryota, Metazoa, Arthropoda, Insecta, Diptera, Culicidae.
GAGAGACUGUGAAGGGACUUUCCCAAAAGGAAAACAGCAGGUCAGAAGUCGAAAUCGCGAUACGGACGUCCUUACGCUUCGGUUCAAUUAAACUCGAUUCACGAUGGAGAGUUGCGGUUCAAUUGAGGAAAUUUUAACUGAUGACGUCGUGAACUAGUUGCGGUUGGUGUUAGAAUGUAGACUAGUGAAUGUGAUUAGUGGAUAUUUUGGAUUUGAAAGGUUCGCAUCGGGGAAAUCUGCCACAGAGUAAUUUGCGGGGUGCGGUUGCGUGUGUGUGAGUGGGGGGUUACUUGCUACCAACACUAGCACACGUCAGUCCAAGUGAGUGACCGUGAGUGUCUCGCGUGCGGUGAAAAACAGAGAGAAAGAGUGUGGGAGAGCGGUUCUGAGAGUUUUUCCGAGUCGCUGAAGCGGAGGAAAAUUUGGAAAACUCCUCGCGUGCUUUUGAGCAGUCAGUCUGUUUUUAGCUCUCGGUGAAUUCGGUUUUGCUCGGCGGACUCCGGCCCUCGGCUCCCUCUAAGUGUUGAGGUUGAGGUUCAGCAGCACAAGACAGAUGGCUGGCUGGCUGUAAUUUAACCGCUGAAAAUAGAUAAAUAUAAUUAGUGGAGAGAAGAUCUUCUUUGGGAGGGAAAAAGAGGAAAAAAGUUUGUGCGAAAAGUGGGAAAGAGGCAAUGAAGUCGUUACUUUGGUGGGUGUUGUUUUGCGUGUAAUUUUCCUGCCCCCGCGGAAGAUUUUGGUCCGAACUUUGCGAAAUUCUUACGGCACGCGAAAACAGAAGCCCCCUUCGAAGUUCACGCGCUCUCGUUUAAAAACGAAGAAUUUAAGUUGGAAAGUGGAAAAGAAUCGUGCAAAACGUGAAAAAUCGUGUGUAUGUGAGAAGCGCCGCCGGAAAAUUUUCAUCCAGCCGUCACAAUAUGUUCAAAAAUAUCUCCCAGCAUCUCUCCUUGCUGGUCGACGUCGACGACGUCUGAGAUGAAAGUGUAGUGUGUCUGUAAAGCCGUUCAGACAGACUAUCCAGCAGCAUCCCCAAAGCAUCGUGUAAAAGAGGGGUGAAAAGUGCGGAAAACCCAUUCGCUUGAUGAAUUCUGGACCACUGUCAAGAGGCAGAGCGGCAUCAGCUCAAGAUUCCGGCGAAAAUUUACGACCGCAAGAUCUUCCGUGACCAGCCUCAAGUGUGUGCCCCACGGAGCAAAAGUUGUGCGAGUGUGAAAUUUUGCUGGUUGAUGUAAAGUUGCAGCCAGCUUGAUGUCGCGCCAGUGACGGGAAUCUGACCAAAACAGCUCACGGCAGCUCUCCAGCUUUUCCGACCACGACGGUGUACAGCUGUUUGAAGCCGCUGCCUCUCCUUCUCCUCUUGGUGAGCUGAGAGUUUGUCCUUGUCAAGUGUGUUCACUCGAAAAUUGAAAAAAGUGUAAAAAGUGCAAAAAAAAAACAUAAAACAAACCAGAUCUAAUUUUAAAAAUAAAAGAAAAAUCAUCGAAAAGUGAAAAAUAAGUAAGAAGAAAAAUAUGAAAAUUUAACAAGUUAAACCUACAAAACAAAAUAAGUGAACCAACUUUAAAGAACAAACGUCGUUUGCUGAUGCAGAGCUGUAUGAACGAGCAAAAUUUAUUAAAAUAACCCUGCAUAAUAUAGCGCAAGAAUAAAAAGCCAAGUCAGUGAAGAAGAAGAAAAAAAGCAUCGAAGGACUAUAAAUAACAGCAGUGUGCAAAGUAGCAGUUUUUUCUCCUCUCUUCUGCUAGGAGGAGGGAAAACGUGUUGGAAGUGAAAAGUGCACGAAAAAUGGCCAAAAAAUGUGGCCCCAUUUUGGAUGCUGGCAAAAGUGGAAGUGUUGUUGUUGCUGAUAAUGUUGCCGGACUAGCAGCAGCAGCGGCAGUUUUCGAAGAAGAUUGAAAAGUCAUCAAAACAGGUGAAAAAGUUAAAAUUAACUUCGCAGCCGGUCUUGAGAGAGCCAAUAAAGAACACUCGCUCAAUCGUGCGUCCCAAUCGCAAUUUAUCGUGCAGUACCGGAAUUGCUCAGCCCCCAAGAAGGUGGAAUAGAAAGGUGACGACGAUGGCAAUUUAUGGAAUACCUGCUUAACAACGGGUGACCUUUGAAACUUGAACUCCUUGAGCCCCUCCAACAUCUGAAGAACUUCUCAAAAACUCUUUCUCACCUACUCUCUCUGUCUAUCUCGCUAUCUCGUUCCAACUCUAUGUGUCUAAACCUUUCUCUCUGUCUCACUCCUUCUUAAACUCUCUCGUGCACACCUCCCCCUCUAAUAGCGUUGAUUGUUGUUACUGUUGUUCAAACUGCCACAAAACUUUGCCAAUCUCAAAAACGGGUAGCAAAGUUUGCCUGAAAAAAUAAGGAGAAUAAAAUUUUAAACCCCGAGCAAGAGAGUAAAAGUACCCAAGAAAAUCCCAUUCCAACAAGGUCGCAGGAAGAAACUGGAAGAACAAGAAAAAAAAGUGUGAGAAAUUACGUGAAAAAAACAGCUUUCACAUGUGAAUAUGUGUGUGAGCUCCAAGAGUGCAAACAGUUGGUAAUCACAACCACCCAGGCCAAAGGGAGAAGAAAAAGUUGCUAACCCAAUUUGGCGCCAAGGAAAAGUUGGUGCUCCAAAAAGGAAAAAAGUCGCCGUUUGUCAGUGUCAGUCCGUGUGUACGUGUGUGUUUAUGUGUGAUUGAAAAGCAACCGCUUCCGGCAGUUUGCUGGAAUUGCAACUCUCACAAACAUACAUCAAACGUGAGGGUGAGCGAAGUUUCACGGAAAAAGGAAGGAAGGAAGAAAAAGUGGGCAAUUGCUUCGGACCGUGUAAUUGUUUGGAACAAUUAAAUGACUUGACGUUAAAGCUAGCCGCACCCUGUACCUCAAGUGCCAUCGCAGAGAAACGAAACAAAAAGAGCGACAAAAAGCAAAGAAAAAGUUUUCCCCUAAAAAAAAAGCUUACCAUACGCUAUGUGUGCUUAAUUUGUGCCGACGACAUUCGAAAAAUGAGCGAAAAAUUUUCAAGUGAAUUCUCGACCAAAAUCGUCUGCAAACAUCGCCACCAUCACCAGUGUUUGCUCGUCGAAAGCAAGGCAAAUAGAAGUAGUACACCAUCAUCGUCGUCGUCGUCAAAAGUGCCCGGCGCUGCUGCCCGAAUGUAGAGACAGAACCAAAGUGUUGACCACAAGGAAAUUAUAAUAAAUGCCGCAAAAGUUGACCAAAAGUGCCAUGAGACGGGCGAAAAUUUCGUCUUAAUUGCAGUGCUUCUUCUUGGUUUGUUUUUGUUUUUUUUUAUUCAAGCUUUUAUGCGCUUUUGAGUUGUUCGAUUUAUUUUGCCUUGAAAUUCUCAACUCACCACCACAACAACAAAAAAUCACCAAACUGGCAACGCUUCUUGCUUCUUCGCGCUGAGAGCCGGGUUGCCAACCAAAAAAACAAACACUGACACAAAGCGAUGGCCACCAAAUACGGCACACAGAUUCUGUACACCAGAUCACGCACCACCAUCAAGUAAGAAAAAGUUCAUUUCCCGCAAAAAAAAACUUGAAAACAAAUCAAAUUAGUCCAAAUUACAUCCGGUAGUUGUCGCUAGCGAAUCAGAUGUCUCACGUCAUCGUAAUCGUGUGAGUGUGAUUUAGUUGAAGUAAACUUGAGUCAAUCAUAAGUGAUGCAUCAUCAUCAAACACAUUCCAGUAACGUAAUCGCAAGCCUAAACAGUAGAGACGUGGCUGAACAAUGUAAAGCAGGAUCGCGGAAAUCGUGUGUUCGAUUUAGAUAAAGAAAAGCUCCGAAAGCCCGUCUCCACACUGUCGAUUCCCGGAUCGAUGAAAACACCGUGCGCCGGAAACCGGGAAUCAGUAUCGGCUGCAUGCACAGAAGAAGCCGGUAUCGCGCUUGUGGGCGUACACUCAGAGUAUCCCAGGUACAUGGAGGAGCGAGGCCUGGGUGGCGGCGUCUGUAAAGGUCCCGGCACGAUCCAGGGUGGCCCCGGCACGAAGCAAAAACCGAAUGUCGGCUACCGGCUCGGGCGACGGAAAGCGCUGUUCGAGAAGCGGAAGCGCAUCAGUGAUUACGCCCUCGUCAUGGGCAUGUUCGGCAUUAUUGUGAUGGUGAUAGAGAACGAGCUGAGUAGCGCCGGUGUAUAUACUAAGGCAUCUUUUUAUUCAACUGCUUUAAAAACGUUAAUAUCCGUAUCGACUGUGAUUUUACUCGGGCUCAUUGUAGCCUACCACGCCUUGGAAGUUCAGCUUUUUAUGAUAGAUAACUGUGCGGAUGACUGGCGGAUAGCGAUGACCUGGCAGCGAAUGAGCCAAAUAGCAUUAGAGUUAGCGAUCUGCGCGGUCCAUCCCAUUCCCGGCCAGUACUACUUUCUGUGGACGACGAAGCUAGCGAAUAAGAACAAAGCCAUGGGCGCGGAACUGGUCCCGUACGACGUGGCGCUCUCCUUGCCAAUGUUCCUCCGUUUGUACCUGAUAUGCCGCGUGAUGCUGUUACAUUCGAAACUCUUUACCGACGCCUCGUCACGUAGUAUAGGUGCGCUGAAUCGAAUCAAUUUCAACACGAGAUUUGUGCUGAAAACACUCAUGACAAUAUGUCCGGGAACGGUCCUACUAGUAUUCAUGGUUUCAUUAUGGAUAAUAGCAUCAUGGACGCUUCGGCAGUGCGAGAGGUUUCACGACGAAGAACAUGCCAAUCUCUUGAACGCCAUGUGGUUAAUCGCCAUAACCUUUUUGAGCGUUGGCUUCGGCGAUAUCGUGCCGAACACGUACUGUGGCCGAGGCAUUGCAGUCAGUACGGGUAUUAUGGGGGCCGGUUGUACCGCCCUGCUGGUGGCGGUCGUGUCCAGGAAGCUCGAGUUGACGCGGGCAGAAAAACACGUGCACAACUUCAUGAUGGACACGCAGCUGACGAAAAGGCUGAAAAAUGCGGCAGCUAAUGUACUUAGGGAAACCUGGCUGAUUUACAAACACACACGAUUAGUGAAACGAGUCAAUCCAGGACGAGUACGAACGCAUCAGAGGAAGUUCCUGUUAGCAAUCUACGCGCUACGAAAGGUAAAAAUGGACCAACGAAAACUGAUGGACAACGCCAACACCAUAACGGAUAUGGCAAAAACCCAAAACACGGUAUAUGAGAUAGUGUCGGACAUGUCAACCCGGCAGGACACCCUGGAGGAACGCAUCACCAGCCUCGAGGACAAGUUGCAAUCUAUUCAGACACAAAUCGAAAAUCUUCCUGACAUGCUGACGCGCUGCCUGACGCAACACCAGGAGCGCAUGGACCAGCGGAGGAACUUUUUGCACCCGGACGCGGCCGUAACCGGGUCGUCGUCCGGUCUGCCAACGCCGGCGCCUCCGCUCGGUUCCCCGAUGAUGUUACCGCACUCCAGUUUUUCUUUUAGGAGUGUCCCAUCGUCGUCGACACCGGCCUAUCCCUGGCCCGCAAGUCCCAUCCUCCCACCAAUCUCCAGUAGAACGCCUCACUUGGUUCCGGAAACGCUCAUUCCCGCCCCGGUGACGACCGCAUCGUCCAUCUCGAUGUCCAACUCGCUGACGAACCAGUUCCUCAGCAACCAGUCGUCGGCGACCGGGGACACAACGAUGGCCACGCACAGGACAUCUAGCUGAAUCGAGCCCGGUAGCCCAAACAACUCGCUUUCCCUAAUCUCAUUCUCCACCAACAACAACACCCACUAUCAGAACUGCAACUCCUCCAACUCCAACUCUAGUCCCACGCCGACCAACACGACCACGACCACGUCUAGCAGUAGCAAGUUUACUAAACAGCGGGAACGAGCAACGCGGUUCUAGCUUCUGUCGGCGGUCCCCUGUUAGUCCUCCACCCCCCAUCAAAAGCCCACCUCCCUCCACCAAACUAGGGAACAUCCCCAAUUCCACUACCCUCACACCCCAUCUUUAAAAACUGUGCGGCCACGAGAACCGGGGAAACCAAAAGUGCAUCGAUCUGUGCGGUACGGAAUUACGAUAACGCUAAUUAUAGCUAUGUACUAACUAGGGAGAGAGAGCGCGAACGAAUGUUACAAAGAGUUACAUGUGUGUCAGGAACGUAUGACGAACGAGCGAGAUUGUGGGUGAUGAUAACACCACAAAAAAUAACACGAAUGAUGAGCGGAAGUGUCUCGUUGGGGCAUGCGAGUGUGAGAGAGAGAGGUUGACGGGAAUGGGGUAGAAACGAAUAAGUUGAUAAAAGACUACUUAGUGAUUAGUGAGUAAUUAAAGUCGAAGCGGUGAUUAGGCGAUGCGUGCGCGGGUGCUACAAGAUCCGCCAGCGAAAGAUCCAACCAACUCCAGACUGUAAGAAAACAGACGCGCACGUGGGCGAUUCCAUGCUUCUUAAUUGAUGGCGAAAUUUGGUGAUUUUAUCAGGUUGAAAUCGUUUUAUUAAAAAAAUCUUUUUUAACAGCAAAUUUCCUUAUCAGAUACAAAAAUCCUAUAAAAGCUGUUUAUUUUGCGAUUCGUAUAAGUGUGACUGAUUAGAAUUUUACUCAGAAGCUUUUUUCAUAAAAUUAUUUUUAUUAGGUCCUUUUCAGUACUGGGACCUGGUUAGGGCCGAGUCGGCUUUUGUAAUUACAUUGAUCUUUUUUCUCAUUGAAUGCUCAAAAAUCCUUGGUAGGCAAUUUUUUCAUUAUACAGAUUUUUAAAUCUAUGUUUUGAAAAUUUCCUUUUGGAUGUCAUUAAACAUUUGUGAACAUGUUAAUAAUAAAGAAGAGCAAUUUUUUAAUCUUUUGAAAACAUUUAUUUUUUUUGUUUGUUUCGAUUUGGUUGAAAGUUUGUACAUCGAUUUCAUAUCUCCAAAUAAGCAACUACUUCACAGUGGUCGGAAACGCAAAUUUAGCAGGAAUAAUUUAUUUCCGCUUCAGAGAUGCAUUUUUGAGCUUCGGUGUCUGAGAAGCAUUUGUUAAAAAUGAAAUUCUACAUCUUUUGGUCAAAACGAUAUUAGGGUGGU